CCUUCGUCGUGGCCUACCUGAUUUACUCGUGGGGGACGCAGGAGUUCGAGCGGCUGAAGAGGAAGAACCCUGCUGACUAUGAGCACGACCAGUGA
Acanthisitta chloris (rifleman) is the source of this 95-nucleotide messenger RNA. RefSeq names its product cytochrome b-c1 complex subunit 8. The record is from RefSeq and is a predicted model, not a curated record. The transcript has a single exon. Gene Ontology annotation, biological process: mitochondrial electron transport, ubiquinol to cytochrome c. NCBI's taxonomy places the organism in Eukaryota, Metazoa, Chordata, Aves, Passeriformes, Acanthisittidae. The annotation marks the transcript as partial.